Phytophthora infestans T30-4 is the source of this 1501-nucleotide messenger RNA. RefSeq lists its product as uncharacterized. The record is from RefSeq and is a predicted model, not a curated record. Bases 134 to 1501 code for a protein of 455 amino acids. NCBI's taxonomy places the organism in Eukaryota, Oomycota, Peronosporomycetes, Peronosporales, Peronosporaceae. Gene Ontology annotation, molecular function: mRNA binding; protein binding. The transcript has a single exon.
CGAUCGUGAGGGCAGUGUCAAGGAGCUGCUGGUGCGGCCACGCCGGACAGUAUUGAAUUGCAGACGUGGAGGAAGGACGUUAACGCCUUCCGUCGCCACCGUUUAUUGAAGCUGUCCUCAGAAGCUACUAGCGAUGGAGAAGACGACUUCAUUCCGGUACCGGAGCCGGGGCUCGCGCCGCCACUCGCCCCUCAUGAUGCAUUGGAGCUGGCUGCACGCCACGGCCUACUCGUCGGUCAUCGUGGCAUCUGUAGCUUACAUGCACAAUCAACUCACGCUCUACUUCAAAAGUCUCGACGCCCAGCACGUUAAUGACGAACUUCUAUACAGCCUCGCGACGGUCGCUACCAUUGGCAGCGAGCAGCUCGAUGGAUUACAUCACCUGCUAUCAAAUAUGGCCUCCAGGCUGCGCUGGAUGUUGGUGCUGCUGUCACUCGUGGUCUGGAUCGGUACGCUCGUGGCUUCACGCUGCUACCACCUGCACUCGCCGCUGCUCCGCGUCACCAAGCGUCUCGGUAUCUUCAUAAACAGGGUGCGCGACUGGCGACGCAAACGUACCAAGACCCGGUCGAAAGCGACAUGGCAUGACGGCACGCACCACCACCUUCACCACCACCGACCCAGGACCCGCACCGAGAGCGAUUUCGAGAUCGACGAAAACGACCUGCUGAUCGUGUCAUCGUUGUCGCCACGACUCCUUUCCAGCAUGGAGCGACAAUGCAGCAGUGCUGAUACUGGCAGUGAUAGUGGGCGUGGCCACAUUCGUCGCAUGACUGAGGAUAAAGGCGAAGGCAAGAUUGUUCGCGCCAAUAGCAAAGGUGAUCUGGGCGGCAAGAUCGUGCUUCAUCCGCGAGAAGGCGCCCGGGGUGGACGGCACGAGAGCAACCAGAUCAUCUCAGACGACCCGUACGUGAGCCGGUUCCAUUUCCAGAUCCAGUACGAUCCAAUGGAGAAGGAGUACUAUCUGCAGGACCUUGGCAGCACGACAGGAACGUUCAUAUUCCUAAAGCCCGACGCACCGAAGCGUCUGCACGUGGAAGACCGCGUCAAGUUGGGCGACACGGAGUUUGAGGUGUCGGCGAUCGAUGAAAAUAUCACGACGGGUAUACCGUUCCUGCGCAUCCGCUUCACCGCUGGCCCCCUCACUGAAAUAUGCCAGACCAUUGGCAAGACAUCCGUGACCCUGGGUCGGCAUUCGAGCAACGCUUUGUGCAUCACGGAAGACGACUCGAUCUCGGGCAGGCAUAGCGUCAUAUCGUACUUCGGCAACGGCUUCUACAUUACGGACCUCCACAGUACCAACGGCACGGCGGUGCGCCUCAGCGCCAGCGGUAAGAAGAGUCGUCGACGCUACCUCUUGCACGGCGACGUGUUUGGCGUGGGUUCCAACCGAUUCAAGGUGGAAUACUCGCACCAACUAGCAGCCCAGCGUCGCCUCGCCAAGCUCAUGCGGAAAGCUGAAGAGGAGGACGACGCUGCGUCGGCGGCCGCCGACGCAUAG